AUGGAAAAGUCACAGCCGCCCUCUGAGCUCUCCUGCCGGCCCCUUCUGACGAUCCCGGGGCUGGUACCUUUAAUUUCUGCCCUCCAGCCGCAAAUCCCCCAUCACCUUCCUGGGGAAACACGAACUCUCUGCCCCUCGGUCCGCACCAGCACGGCGGAAGGUCCUGGGGGACCCCCCAGCCUAGCCCUGGCCGCCUCCAUCCCCGCCCCGCCCGGGGUGCGCUGCCCGCUCGGGGAAGCGUCUUACGGCGUCACAUUUAACCCGUGCGGGCUCUGCCGCGGAUUCACCGUUUAUUCAACAAUCCCCCCGCUGUUUGGGUUUUACAAGGCCUCGCCUACGUCUCAGCCUGGACAAAAGGAGGCUCGGGGGGCCGUUGUAGCUCUGCACAGCUCCCUGACAGGAGGGGACAGCCCCAGGUCGGGCUCUGCUCGCAGGGAACUGGACAGGAUGAGAGGGAGCGGCCUCAGGCCGGGCCAGGAGAGGCUCAGGGUGGAUAUUGAGGAAAACUUCUUCGUGGGAAGGGUGGUCAGGCGUUGGAACAGGCUGGAGUCACCAUCCCUGGAGGUGUUUUCCAAAAACAAUGUCCUGUGCCGUGCUGACGUGUCCUGGUGCCCUGCAGCCCUCAGGAAGGCGCGGCGGCAGGAGCAGCUGGUCAGCAAGCGGCUGCUGCGGGAGGACAGCGCGCCCGAGGAGGGGGCACAGGAUGGAGCAGGCAUCGUGCCAGACCCACUCUCAGAGGAUGAGGUUCUGGAGCUGCUCAGGGGUGUGCAGAGGGGCUCAGAGGACAGGAAACGAUCGCUCGGCCGCCUGCGCUGGGCUCUGCAGAACGAGGACACUCAGCAGAAGUUUGUCAGGCUGGACGGCAGCAUCCGGACGCUCACGGGGCUCUUCACCAGCAGCCUGGCUGACCUGCAGCUGGAGGCUGCCCGCUGUCUGCACGAGCUGUCCCACUCCAGUGUCCCCACGGUGGCCGAGGCGUGCCUGCCUGUCACCUCCUACCUGCUCACCUACCUGUCGGGACACAGCCUGGAGUUCACGGAGCUGUGUUUGUACACACUGGGGAACCUCGUAGUAGAAAGUGAGGCUGUGAGGAAGCAACUGCUGCCUCAGGGCAUUAUUCCAGUGCUGGCAUCCUGCAUCCAGUCCCCCCACGAGGCAGUGCUGGAAGGUGUGGGCUAUGUCCUCUCACAGCUCCUCCAAGCCAAGGAAGCCCCCACAGAGAUCAUCCCCCUGGUCCUGGACUCUGUUCUCCCCCAGCACAUGCUGCGACUGCUCUGCUCCGGCCUCAAGGCUGGGGUGGGAGCGGCUGUGGAGUUUGCGUGGUGUCUCCACUACAUCAUUUGUAGGCACAAAGACAACAUGGUGCUGCUGGCACUGGGGGCUGUGCCUGUCCUCACCUCACUCCUGCUCGACCUGGCUUCCCAAAUCCCCCAGGACACUCCUGAGGGCCUGGAGCUGCUCGUGUGUCCCGUGCUGCGGUGUCUCAGUAACCUGCUGGCACAGGCAGGCUGCCAGGGCCAGGGCCAGGGCCAGGACGGGCGCCUGCUCGUCGCCCUCUUCCUCAUCUUGCAGUGCUUCCUGCAGCAGCACCCCUUCCUCGUCCAGGAGUGCCUCUGGCUGCUCAACAACCUCACAGCGGAUGAUCCCUUCUUCUGCUCUGCUCUACUCUCCCUGGACCUGCUCCCUGCCCUGCUGCAGCUCCUGACGUGUUCCCAGAUGGCCACUGUGCUGGUCCUGACCGUGCUGUGCAACAUCGCAGAGAAGGGAGCGUUCCAGUGCCAGCGGCUGCUGCAGCAGCCCCUCCCCCCCCCCCCCCCCCUGCUGCAGCAGCCCCUCCUGCCCCGCCUCCUGCCCCUCCUCACACUGCCCCACCCCGAGGCCGUGGGGCAGUGCCUGGAGCUGCUGCACCUCCUCUUCGUGCACUGCCCGGAGGCUGCUGCUGAUUUCACCAGGCAAGGUGGGCACAAGGCCCUGGAGCAGCACCAGAGCACCCCAGAGCUGCAGGAGCGGGCACAGGCACUGCUGGACAUGGUCAGGCAGUCCCCAGGAGCCCCCAGUGCCUGCCAGGCCACACUGGCUGCCCUCUCCUAGGCCUUGCCCUCUCCCUGCAGUCUCAGGGGGAAUAAACUGACUGUUCAACCUGUGGCAGCUUCCCAAGGGCUGCUCAGAGCUCUGACGUGCCCAGUGGUGGCUGCAUGGGGGGGGGCUGGUCCUUGUCAGCACCUGGUAGCCACCAGCCCAGUGCCCCCCAGAGCCUGGAGCAGGGGCAGAGAUGAGCUGCAGCCUCAGCAGACUCUCCUGUGCCAGGGAGGGGUGAACGGCUGCAUCAGCCAUUCCCUGGGCUCUCAGCCACCACCAAGCUCAAGGUAAGC
Molecule: messenger RNA, 2372 nt
Organism: Ficedula albicollis (Collared flycatcher)
Lineage: Eukaryota; Metazoa; Chordata; Aves; Passeriformes; Muscicapidae
Gene: TMCO6
Product: transmembrane and coiled-coil domains 6
Exons: 13
Coding region: 1-2091 (696 amino acids)
Molecular function (GO): protein binding
Source: RefSeq, a predicted model, not a curated record